Molecule: messenger RNA, 3225 nt
Organism: Pangasianodon hypophthalmus (striped catfish)
Lineage: Eukaryota; Metazoa; Chordata; Actinopteri; Siluriformes; Pangasiidae
Gene: exd2
Product: exonuclease 3'-5' domain containing 2
Exons: 9
Coding region: 281-2176 (631 amino acids)
Biological process (GO): nucleobase-containing compound metabolic process
Cellular component (GO): nucleus; cytoplasm
Molecular function (GO): nucleic acid binding; 3'-5' exonuclease activity
Source: RefSeq, a predicted model, not a curated record
AAAAUAUACUGUCUGUUUUUGUACAAAUAAAAUACGAAACAGUGCACCGAUAACGACGUUUUGGCAGUAAAUCACGAUAUUAGCUUGUUUGCUACACCAUCAUACGUGACAGAAGUAGCGAGCUAGCUAAGUGUCCCAGUAGCGGCUAGCGAUGUUAAACAGCUGGGCUAAAUGCUAGCAAACAUGCUACAGUCCGCUUCAGGCUGAAUUAGUUCUGAGCUCUACACACCACUGCAGCUCCUCUUACACCGCGGAGCAGGGAGCUGCUGCACAUUGCGAGAUGUCCAGACAGAGUACUCUCACUGCAGCAGUGGCAACCUUGCUAGGAGCCACGCUUGGAGGAUUGUUCCUGUGGCGUAGUAUAUAUGCACAGAAGAGAAAAGCUCUCAAAAUCCCAAAGGACACUUGUCCGUUGCCCGUGGAGCAACUCGGACCUCUGGAAUUGAGCAGCACUGCUGUUCAGCAUCCACAACAAGAGCUCACACCACCAUCACUAGCACAAACUCCCAAAUAUCUUUCAUUACCAUCUGUUGAGAAGUUACUGGAGGUGCCAGCGGUGGUGGUGAGCUCAUCAGAAGAGUUUGAAGAACACUGGCCCUUGCUCCAGAAGGACCUGUCUGUCUUUCCCGUCCUGGGUUUAGACUGUGAAUGGGUAAAGAGCAUGCGUGUGUCCAUCAAAGGCAAAGCAUGUGCGGUGUCUUUGCUCCAAAUGGCUACGUACUCAGGCCGCUGUAUGCUGGUCAGACUGCUGGCGUUCCGCGAUGCCCAGCUGCCUCUUCCCAAAGGCCUGCUGCAGGUGCUCAGAGAUUCUCACGUGCUGAAGGUCGGCGUUGGCUGUUAUGAAGACGGCAAGCGCCUGGUCAGUGACCACAGCCUGGCCCUUGUGUGCACAGUGGACUUGCGCUACUUGGCGCUUAGACAAAGGCAUGCAGUGCUGAAUAAUGGGCUGAGUUUAAAGUCCCUGGCUGCAGACCUGCUCAAUGUCACCCUGGAUAAAUCACUGGAGCUGCGCUGUAGUAACUGGGAAGCUGAAAACCUGACUCAGGAGCAGAUGUCGUAUGCAGCGCGUGAUGCCCAGGUCUCAGUCUCUCUGUUUCUCUACCUGCUGGGACUCUACUCUGAGUCGUGCCUGCUGAGCGAGGACGAGACUGCCUUCUCGAAGCUGGCUAGCCACUGCCAGGGCCUGGUGGAUGUGCCCUUCAGGUGGCGCAGUGAAGGGGAUGAAGGGGAACGCAGGCGCCGGUGCCGCAGGUCUACUGUAGACAGUCCUGAGUCUGGUGAUCAGCAAGUACCAGACCCACGCAGGAACAAGCGGAAACCACUUGGCGUUGGAUAUUCAGCCAGGAAAUCCCCCUUGUAUGAUAACUGCUUCCUUCAUGCACCUGAUGGCCAGCCGCUCUGCACAUGUGACAAGAAAAAGGCAAAGUGGUACCUUGACAAAGGAAUAGGAGAGCUGGUCAGUGAGGAUCCCUUCAUCGUACGUUUGCUGUUUGAGCCCUCGGGUCGCCCUGACUCUCAGAAGGACUAUUACCUCACAGCCAAAGAAAAUCUCUGUGUGGUGUGUGGAAAAGCUGAGUCCUACAUCAGAAAGAACAUCGUUCCACAUGAGUACAGGCGCCACUUCCCUGCUGAGAUGAAGGACCACAACUCGCAUGACAUCCUGCUGCUGUGCACUUCCUGUCACGCAGCGUCUAACGUGUAUGACGGUUUCCUAAAGCAGCAGCUGGCAGACGAGUUCUCUGCCCCACAGGGCUGUGAGGAGGGUGUAAGGAUGCUGGAGGACUCGGAUCGACGGCGUGUGCGAUCAGCCGCUCGUGCCCUUCUCAGUGCCAAUGACAGCAUGCCCGCUUCCAGACGAGAAGAGCUCCUGUCAGUUGUUCAUGCUUAUUUCUGCAAGGAAGGAGAGGAGAGGGAAGUCACAGAGGGAAUGCUGAACACAGCUGCCAACCUGGAGACUAGGAUCUUUAAUGAGAGCUACGUGCCACAUGGGCUGAAGGUGGUACAGGCAUACGCUGAGCGAGGACUGCGCGGUCUGAUUGAGUUGGAGCGACGCUGGCGUCAGCACUUCCUGUCCUGCAUGCAGCCCAAAUUCCUACCUCCACUGUGGUCUGUCGACCAUAACCAUGAGAAAUACCUGCGCAAGUAUGGAGAGAACCUGCUCAUUAAUCUGACCUGAGCACACAUUCCACAGAGGUAGGCAGAGGCAGUUUGAGCAAGACCCAGACGGCUUAAUCCCGAACCCGUGUUGGUGUGUCAGUGUAUUUCUAAGAGAUGAACUUGUCCUGAUCUGAUAUUGACUCCUAUAUGAAGUGAGCCUAACACGUGUUCUAAGACUGUAGAUGAACUGGGAGAGACCAACCACAGGCUCUUGAUUGUGGGCUCACUGUGAUGAGUUAAAAGGGAUGAUGAGAGUAAAAAAGGUGCAGGAACUAAAAUGAUGAAACACAUUGUAUGUACGACAUAAAGUGGGAGAACAGUUCUCAGCUUUCCAUAAAAUGAAACUUGUAUAUUUUUAACAGCCCAAACCUGCUCUUGAUUUCUUAAAAUAAAAAAAAAAUAUAAAAUAUAUAUAUGUAUAGGUUAAAAUUGUUGCAGGUUUGAGGUCCUAUUAAAUAUUUUGUAUAAUUGUGUGGUAAAUCUAGGGUUUUGCAAUAUGGGGCUGUUGACAGUAUUUAUUUUUUACGUGUUUUCACUCCUCAUAUUUCUAUAAUUGCGAUUAUGCUCUUCAGCGUAUGUUGGUCUUUUAUGAUGGACUUGACAUGACUGUAAACUUUACACCUUAAAAUGAUUAACUCAUUUCCGUUUGUUAGAACUUUUUAGCCUCUGAGACAUGAACAUUUAUUUAUUUAGCAUAUGUUUGGGGAGGAUGUGGACACCUUGUUUCUGUACGUUUUCCAAAUUUCCAAACAUCAGUCAGGACACCUCAAUGUGUACGUUUAGUGCACCUUUUCCCCCUGACUGCCUUGAUUUGGUGUAUAGCUCAUGACAGUAACAUUGAGUGGCAUCUAAAGUUCACCCUUUAACAACCUGAGAGACAGCUCCAUUAGCAAUAAUGAGUAAUUAUAAUUAUAAUGGUCUUUGCAAAUGAGAUUUCCACAUUUGAGCAUGCAGAAUUUAAUUAAAGAAACUACAGCUUUUUUCUUUUAUUUACAUUUGUCCAGAUGUAACCUCAUAAAAGCUGUUAUGUUUCCUUAAAUUGUUAUUAAAAUAUAUAUUUAAUGUUAA